AUGACAGACACCAAAACCCUGCCCGCCGCCUCCCACAAAGCCUCCUCUGGCCCGCCGCCCCCCGCCUACGAUGCAGCUGUCGGCUCAUCAUCGUCAACAUCAUCACCCCCCUUGCCCUUCCAGACCAAUUUUGCCUCGUUGUCGCUGCACAUGAGCGACCGCCUCCGGCUCGUGCAGUUUCCCGACGACGACGUCGCCGCCGUGCGCGCCCUCAUCCGGCAGGUCUGGCGCGAGGGCAUCCAGGCGGAGCGCCCUUACUCCGUCUCACACGAGUUCAAGCUGCGCGGGCGGCCCUGGAGCGGCAGCGGCACAGGCCCCUACGCCGUGCCGGCCAUUCUGCUCGUGCGCGAACUCUUUGCGUGCCUCUAUGCCCGCGGGUGGAUCAUGACGGCGUCGACGGACAUUUCCCGCAAGGAGUUUGACAAGGACACGCUCAUUUUCCGACGCGGCGGCCCGUCGCUGCCGCCGGCGUCGUGGAUGGCCGUGUCAUUCAAGCAGGGCGACAAGAUGCGGCUGCUGGGCGCGCCGCCGGGACUGGUCGCCGCCGUGGGGGACGUGCUGGCCAGCAUGCGGCUGCUGCAGGCGCGGACGGAGAAGGAUGCGGCGAUGGAUCAGUACGAGUUUAAACUGUACGGGUACCCGUGGUCGGCGACGGGCGAGGAGACGAUGCGCACGCGGCUGCUCGUGCUACGCCUGGUCGAGGUCCUGGAGAGGCACGGCUGGAGCUUGUAUGCGAGCAUUGACCAGAACAGCGGCCCGUCGGGCGAUAGUAGCUACAGCGAGACGGACUGCUGGUACUGCGUCAAGUCGUCGGAUUGGACGCCUGGGAGCAUCAUUAUUCAUAGAUAG
Molecule: messenger RNA, 849 nt
Organism: Beauveria bassiana ARSEF 2860
Lineage: Eukaryota; Fungi; Ascomycota; Sordariomycetes; Hypocreales; Cordycipitaceae
Exons: 1
Coding region: 1-849 (282 amino acids)
Source: RefSeq, a predicted model, not a curated record